AUGGCCGACGUCUCUGCACGGCCGCACGCCUCGUUGACGUCGAGAUGGCGAUUCACCCGGUCCACAGCAAACCUGCGCGACGCAGCUCAACGCUCAGCCUCGGUGGCAUCAAAGGCAUCCGACCACCCGCCCCCAACGACCAAGCUCGAGCGUGUGUCGUCCAAAAUGUCCUUGUUCAACCUCUUCAGCCGCCCAAAGGUAGAAAAGGCUCGCGGACACACCGAAGUCGGUCUCGCAGUCCCUAUGCGUCCGCACACUCCCCCCAAACCCACCACGCCCGUCUCCAUAGCCAAGUCGUCACUGCGCCAGAACCCAUCGCCACCCGCUCAGCAGACGAUACGCGCUCGAGCAAGCCAGAGAUUCCGACCCGUGUCCCUCCGUCCUGCUAUUUCACACAACGAGUUCGGCGACUGGGACCCGCCGCCCCUCUUUCAGGCCUACCCUCAGUCUGUCAAGCAUGCCACUGUACAAGCCUGCGUCUUCGCUCCAGAGGUUCUCAUGAGGACACAGAGUCAACGGCGCCAAGCCGAGUCUAUACGCGAGAAGAUUGACAGUCAGCUCGAACUGUCUACCAUCACUGAACACAUCACAGAGGCAAAGAAGCUCGAGAAGACACACAAGCGUCUCAUGUCCAAUUCGGUGCUCCACCCACCCCCGCCAGACCUUGUCAGCAAGCUCUACGUCUUGGUCACCUCGGGCUACAUCCUCCAGUAUACUGACGACGGCCCGUUAGACAGGCUGCCGGAAAAGGUGCUCAAAUUGGGCAAAGAAUCAGCUGCCUAUGCCUGUGAUCUCAUACCCGGCAAGCACUGGGUCCUCCAAAUCUCCAGCCAUGCAACCGACGACGGCACCUUGGAUGUGGGCCCCAAGAACUCGCUUCUUACCCGUCUGCGGUCCCAGAACGCAACCACACGCAAGGCAGCAACGAGCUUUCUUUUGGUUCUCGAGAGUGCCGAAGAGAUGGACGAGUGGAUGACGAGCGUGCGAAAGGAGAUUGAUAAUCUCGGUGGCAUGCGCAUCAAGGACGACUACGCCCGCGCCUCGUCUUCUACCGACGGCUCACCACCAGGCAAAGAGUCAUCAGAAAUCAGCACUCACCGGUUCAGGACCAGCCGAGACCCGCACGACCUGAGCAAGCUUGGCUCAGCCGAACCACGGCUAUCCGACUCGCCACAAAUUGUCACCUCAGACUGGGAGACGACUGCUCCCGAACAGAUCAAACUCAGCAUCGACUCUUCCAGCGGACACUCUAUACGACCAAACAGCACUCGUGUCUCUGUCGAGAUGUCGUCGGUUACCUCUACCCCCGUCUCUCAACAUCAGAUGCAACUGGACCAGCUGCGUGGCCGUUCGCGGUAUUCCUUCAUGUCGACAGCAACGUCUGCGUCUGGUGCUGCCACUCAAAACACUUCGCGAGAGUCAUCACCCGCCCCGCAAUCGCCCACCAAAGAUGAGUUUGGUGCCGCUGGUACCAAUGAACCGCUUCGAAGUGCAAUGUCUCUGCGUUCGUUUCAGAUGAACCCCAACAGUUCUUUGUCGUCCCGGCGCAGAUCGAUGCAGCCGCUGCCCACAACGAAUGAGAACAUGCUCCAAUCCGCCGAGACACCGGCUACAAGCAAGCGCCAUUCCUUCUAUCCGUCAUCGCCUACUAGUUCGGGACUGGAAAGACCCUUCGUUACAGACGCAACCAUAGCGCCCAAAGAGGGCCCGACUUUGAGUGAAAUCGACACCACACCGAUUGACCCCAGCACCAUUGGUUUAGCAUGCACAUCACCCUUGCCAAUCAAGUCCGACACUCCCAACCGGUCUGAUAACGACAGUGACCAUCUACCUGCCCGUGAGGAUAGCCCGGUGAGAUUCAAUGCGCAGAUUUACAGCUCGCCACCCCGAAGGGACGUCAUCUCGCCUCCGCCAAAGGAGCCCGCACCCCUUCCCCCUCCCCCUGCUCAACGUCGAUCCGUCAUUAGUCCCGCGCCAGCAGGCAUCUCGCAUCCGGCACCUUAUCUAGCAUCUACCAGCAAAGACAAGACCAGGCGUCGAACCUCAGGGUCUCCCAAGCCCUUCUUACGACCCAUUCCGGUUCGACCGCAAGCCCAGCAUAUUGACAAUUCAAGAAUUCUGUCCAGGCGUCAGGCUGCCCUUGCGCCAUCACCGGCACCGGCACCAGCACCUUACCCUUUGACCAUGGGUCGAUCAGUGACCCUGCCGAUGAGGCCACCUUCGGCAGCAUCCAACAUGACGCCUACCACUAGUCCUCAUAGUCUACUUUCUGGACCAUCUCAACCACUCCGUCGGCCAGCCUCGGUCCAGGUCCGCUCUCCAGACCCAGCGCCUUUCUUGUCAAUCCGUCCUGUGCGGCCCAUUCAAUCAACCCCAUCGUUUGUUCCCGGCCGGAGAAUGUCGAGCAUGCCAGCACCAUCAACUACGAGCAAUUACCAGUCAGUGCUUCAUGUUGAGACGCUGAGGCAGCGAACACUAGCGCAACAAAAUGAGCACAAGACUAUCACUCCCAGACGUAGUCUGGCGUCAUUCAGACUCCCACCACCCGCGCCUCCGCCAAACAUGCCUCUUCCUCUACCUCCUCGUAAUGUCACAUCGCCCACUCCGCCGCCCAACAUGCCGCUCCCUCCAACGCCACCAAACAUGGGUCUCCCAGCCCCACCGCCCACCAUGCCGCUGCCUCCUACGCCGCCCGAGGUUGCAUUGAGAGGCACUGCUGUCUGA
Exserohilum turcica Et28A is the source of this 2724-nucleotide messenger RNA. RefSeq lists its product as uncharacterized. The record is from RefSeq and is a predicted model, not a curated record. The coding region runs from base 1 to 2724 and encodes 907 amino acids. Lineage: Eukaryota; Fungi; Ascomycota; Dothideomycetes; Pleosporales; Pleosporaceae. The transcript has a single exon.